Penicillium soppii is the source of this 1893-nucleotide messenger RNA. RefSeq lists its product as uncharacterized. NCBI's taxonomy places the organism in Eukaryota, Fungi, Ascomycota, Eurotiomycetes, Eurotiales, Aspergillaceae. The transcript has 3 exons. Bases 1 to 1893 code for a protein of 630 amino acids. The record is from RefSeq and is a predicted model, not a curated record.
AUGGAGGAUUACAGACAUUGGACUACGUUACCCCCCAGACUUGGCAGCACUGAUCUCCGAUCAAUUGGUUCCUUCGAAACAGAAACGGUGGCGGGGGAAAUAAGGACAGAGCCAAAGGGCUGGAAUAUUUCCCAACUAGCAUCGCCGGUGGUUGAGGGCGAGCGUGGAGACAACUUGCAUGAUGACGGCUACAUUGAGUACGUCUGCUCAGGGACACAUAGUCCGGACCAUCUGAUUUCCCUAGGGGACAGGUCUGCUAGUUAUUCAGUUACUGACGUGGAGUGCACUCAUGUAGACGGGGCGUUCAACUCGGCCCCUGACACACCCUCUACCAUCUAUCCCGAUCGUCUGAUUCGUCCUCUCCCAAGAAGGACCCUGCGCUCUCGCCUUUCAUCUGACGCCGCGGACACCAUAUUCUACCCUCCAACGCCACCAGCAUCCCAAAUCUUUUAUGGUGUCUCCGCGGAUUCAGAAGAGGCGGUGAAUGAGUCCAAAGUUUAUGUGCAACAGACCGUUGAGACUGAAUUGUCGCCGGAGGUUGAUGCACAUAAUUUUGAGACGUCAGUAGAGUUGGAGAGUGGGGAUGAAGAUGGUCCUGUAGUGGUCCGCAGAAAUGGUGUGCGGAGAUCUUCUCUUUCACCCUCCGUGUCAAGCAAUCAUCCAAACUUCCCCAACGUUGAUGCACCCCAAGCCAAAUCGUCCUCAUCUGGACCUGACGGGUACGACGCGUUUGAGAAUACGAAUAACAAGAAAAAACGAAAAAUACCAACACCUGGAAACUUGGGUGGACACCAUUCCGCGUUGUCCCCAGAGUUUGCCAGCAUGGGAUUGGCAAAUUCAACCCCCGCACCGCCGCCUGCUCCGAGUGAUUCCACCGGCACAUACUAUGGUAGUGGGAACCCUGCGUCGCCAUUGGGAAGUGGAAUAUCUGGUUCAGGUAGAGGUCGUCUAGGGAGGCCUGUUGUACGCAGUAGCAGCAGGACCCCGCUGUCGGCUAAUGCCCAGAAUGGAUGGAUGCACACCCGGACCCCGAGUCGGCGAGAUGGGCUGAUGUCAUCCCCUGGUCCUUCCGGCGAAUCGCCUGACCAAGGGAUUAUCUCCACUGCCAUCGCGAACGCAACACUUUCGUCCCCACCGCGGGGUCCCAGCAACGUCAGUUUGCUGGACCAGGAAAACACCACCCCAAUCAAAACUCAAUUUACAUUUACAUGCGAGUCCGAUUCCUCUAAAGGCAUGGCCAUGCAAAGAACUUACUCAAUCCCUCAUCGAUCUCCCACUUCGCCUCUUAGUCACACGAAUCAGAAGCAGCGAGGGUUUUCCACACAAGGAACACAGACUAGCCCGAGUAUGGGUGCAUCCAUGAGCCACGGCCCUCCGGGUACACAACCACCCGCUCAAGGUGGAGAACCACCCGUGGUCCCCAAGAAGAAGCGGUCACCGGCCAGUAUAUACGCACUGUCGGCACGCCAGCGCAAGAUCCAGCAACAAUACACAAACCUGCAUCACCCCCCUAGCUUGGAGGACAUCUGGAUUUAUGAAAGACCGCAAGGAGCGCAAGCGACUCGCGGAAAAGAAACGGCUUUGGAAAAAGCCAAGAUGAAGGGUCGGAAGACCAAGAAGGCGACUAAGAACGCAUCGAAGCACAACCAGUCCUACCAGCAGGGAUACGACCGCGCUUCGGUUGACCACUCCUCAGCUGGCGGUUCGGGUCUUCCCGAUGAUGAAUACAACCUCGAAUAUGAUGAUGAGCAUUCACACAUUCCACCAUCCGCCCCUGCUUCUCCCACCGAUCUCAAACCUCCAUUGCCGCCCGAUGGCAAUUAUCCGAAGAUAACGGCCUCUGCUCCUGGAAUCAAAGGUGCUGCAGAUGCCGGAGCGAGUCGGCCGGCCUGA